Molecule: messenger RNA, 4309 nt
Organism: Psammomys obesus (fat sand rat)
Lineage: Eukaryota; Metazoa; Chordata; Mammalia; Rodentia; Muridae
Gene: Tmem170a
Product: transmembrane protein 170A
Exons: 3
Coding region: 563-862 (99 amino acids)
Biological process (GO): endoplasmic reticulum tubular network organization
Cellular component (GO): endoplasmic reticulum membrane
Source: RefSeq, a predicted model, not a curated record
GCGCACCUGUCGCCGGCCACCCGGGGCGAGGCCGAGGCAGUCCCGGAAUCGCACCCGGGUGCCUCGGGGCGACGCCUGUCCCGGCCUAGAGAUUGCCCCUAGAGUGCUCCCUCCGAGAGCCUGGCUGCCGACUCUGUCCCUCCUACACCCACCUGCCCUCCAGCUUGUGUGUGCAGGAAUCACUUGCUCAGACCUGUUGCGGCUUCUCCCACCCACAUCUUGAAGAACUUAGCCACAACUUCUGCAUUGCUCUCACUUCCCAUCCGAGCUUCGUCGCCUUCUGCCACACUUGAGAAAGCUGUGGGGAGUAGAAUUGUCUCCCCUGGGAUCACUAAUAAAGGCCUUCAGGGGAGGUCAUGAUUAUUUGCUUUGGAGUUUCGAAGGCAAGACGACGGAGGGGGGAUUAGGGCGCUCCAGCAAAGAGAAAUUGGGCCAGAGACAUCGUGAAGGGAUUGCUGACUGCAGCCAUAAGCCAGGCACCUGUCAUCCUCAUGUACUGGGCAGCGACUGCCAGGCGCCUCUCAGUGGACACCUGGGACCUGCCUGUGUUAUCUGACAAGAGAUGUGGUAUGGCGUGUUCCUGUGGGCACUGGUGUCUUCUGUCUUCUUCCAUGUCCCGGCUGGAUUACUGGCCCUCUUCACCCUCAGACAUCACAAAUAUGGUAGGUUCAUGUCUGUAGGCAUCCUGCUGAUGGGCAUCGUGGGACCAAUUACUGCUGGAAUCUUGACAAGUGCAGCCAUUGCUGGAGUCUACCGAGCAGCUGGGAAGGAGAUGAUCCCCUUUGAAGCCCUCACACUGGGCACCGGGCAGACGUUUUGUGUAGUGGUGGUCUCUUUUUUACGGGUUUUAGCUACUCUAUAGCAUAUGAGUGACAUCACUGUGAUGUCACCCCUGCGUUUUAUAGACUCGUCAAAAGGAAUAGACAGUGUCAUGGUUUCUUCAUUCUUCAAAUGGAAGCAGCUUGGAGGCACGAGAAGGUGAGGAACACCACAACCCAUUCUUCCAUGUGACGCUCCAGCAGGCGAAGACCCUUGUGGACCCCUGUGCUCAGCCGAAACAAGCUCUUUGGCUUUCUUCUCUUGUGGCAGUUUAAGAAGUUUUACUCACAUCUUCCACCUAUGCCAACAAUGCCUCGAAGUUUGCAUCCUCCGAGCGAGAAUUUGCAUCAUCAUUUGCAACCGUGCAACAUUGCCAUUUCACAGAAACAGUGGUGAAUGCUGCUUGAUUUCAAGGGAGCAGGCUGCACUGUACUAAAAGCUUUCGUGGUGACAAUAAAGGCAAGUUGGUUUGGGCUGAGUGUCACUCUGAGGACAAGCUGGUGGAAUAUACAGGAAGAACUGAAGUAUAAUUCAAAGAACAGCUUUGGUUCCACUGUAAAAAGUAGGUGACCACUGAGAAUGAGACAUUUUAUGGGUAACUGUCUUGACCUCUGAUUAUUUGAUAUAUUUUAAGAGAUGUGAAUUUAUCAUUUGACCAAAGUAAGCUAGCUAAUGGAGGGUUUUUUGGUGGUUUUGUUUUGUUUUUUUAAGACAUGAGGUUUUGCUUUGUUGCCCAGGCUGGCCCAAACUCCUGGGCUUAAGCAAUCCCCCUGCCUCAGCCUCCUGAGUAGCUGGGAUUAUAGGCACCACUGUCACGCCUAAUCAAGGCUCUUUUUCCAAAGAAUCUCCAUGAACCCUUGCUCAUCACUUUUAACGCCAUCUAUUCUGUUUACCUUCUCUGGAAACACAGACUUUCUUACGAGGCUGGAGCUGAACUUCAAAACCAGAUAGGUUAGGACACUCUUUGGACAUUCAGUCACAGAUAAGACACUUGCAGGAUUCUGUGACAAGUUUUCGUCGUAGUUUUAGUUUCUUUGACAGCUCCGCACUUGUCGAGUGUUCCCGUGAGGAGUUAGUGGUGGUUUCCCUCUCACUGUGUUAACUUAGCCGCGAUCCUCCGCCCACCCCUGCAGUAUUUGACCAUCCACUUCCAGAAAGUGCCUAAAACUUCCUCUCCAGAUAUAGCCCCUCUGUCCUUUGUAUUUUUGUUGAAGAGAAUUUAUAUCCCUAAAGUGAAAUCGUAGUGUCUAACUUAAUUUUAGCUAUUUUAAUUUUUAACUCUACUGCCUAAUUUUGUUCUUCCCAAAAAAAGCCUGCAGACUGUGGACUGUGACCUUCAGAAGGGAAAGGGGUGCAAAUAUUGAGCACUUUUCAUCAUUUCAACGGUUUUGUACAAAAUGCAAUGUUCUUGUUAACCUGUUUUCAAAGUGGCUUCAGAUAAUUAACUUUGACAUUUUUAAAGGAGAGUUAUCAUUGUGAGAUUAGGGCUCACAACCUAUCAGGACAUAAAUUUAUCUUAAAGCAAUAUGCCCUCAGCUUCUGGUUAAAAAAUAACCAGGAGGGGCCCAGCAAAUGGUUCAGCAAGUAAGGCAAGUCUCAGGGCCCACAUGGUGGAAGGAAAGAACCAACUCCUGCGGGUUGUCUCUGGCCUCCACCUGCUGCUCACAUGCCCAUGUAAAUAAAUAAUUGUCAUUUUAAAAGUUUUAAAUAGCCAAGAGGACCUCUGUGGGAGCACGUGCAGCCAUGCGCACAUACCCCCUGUCACCCACAUGCACAAGGUUUUACAUUUUGAUAAAAUAGCCAAGAGGAUCAAUUUUCCCAGUAAAUUGCAGGGAUGGUCACAAAAAUAAUGGAUUCUUUCUUUUUUGACACCCCCCCACACACACACACACACACUUGUCAAAACUGUAGUGACUGAUAAGAUUUGGUGGGCAGUCAGAGUGCAGAUACUUGGCCCUUCCUAUUCCCCAGCAAAAAGAGCAGGUCUUUCUUCCAACGAGCGAUUUUGGAAAUCAGCCCUUCAUUUGGAGAAACUUGAAUAUUGUACCCUGCAUUCUGGAAAAUGAUAGUGUUGUCAAUGGAAGGGUGCCUCUUACAAGAGCGCUUACUAAACAUUCUUUGGGAUAUAAUUUUCCACAUAAGCACAGAAGUGAAGAGGUGGUUGGCUGUGCCCCCUAAAUAAUGACUUUAUUGGACCCUGAUUCCUGCAUUUAUAUUUCCACUUCUCACCCCCUCUUUUUAAAUUCUGAGAUAGGUAGGCAACCUCCAACCAAAAAACUGAUUUCUUAGUGGAAUUUUGGGGUAACAAUUAAGUUUGUGUGCAAAAGUGAAACAACAAUUAUAUAAGCAAGCUGUAUCUCUGGACUGCAUCCUUUGUAUCAAGAUACUAUGUAGAAAAUGCUGGGACUAGUGAGAAGUCCUUCAUGAAAAUAAUGGCGUCCAUCCUGUGUCCUCUGGGUUUUUAAGCUGUAUGUUGGCUUUUGAUUCCAAUGUCCUUUCUGACUUCCCUGGUUUUUGUUAAGUUCUUGUGACACUGCAGGAAAUGCCAACUUCCCUAAGGAACUGUUUCCCAGAAUGUGAAGCCUCCGUGCCAUUAAUGGUCCACAUGCAGAAGGUUUUGUGAACUUGUAUUUCUUUCUGGUGUACUGCGUAAGGCUGGUUAGGACCAAAAUCAGCUUAACUUUAUAUGUUAGGUAAUUGCAUUUAACUGCUAUAGUCAAAAUGAUCAAAUCUUUGUACAUUAGAAAUUUAUUUAAAUAUUAUUUUUCUACUGAUAUUUCUAAUGCUAGUAUAAAUGUUCAUUAUCAAUAAAGAAUCACUUUAAAUUUUUUUAGUUGGGAUAGCAUUUUUUGUUUGUUUGUUUUUAGCUUUUAUUUGAGGCAAUGUCUUACGCAUCCUUGGCUAGCCUUCAGCCUUCACGAAGCCCAGGCUGACCUUGAACUUGUGGCAGUCUUCCUGUCUCUGCCUCCCAGGUGCUGGGAUUACAAGCACAGCACCUCACUCAGCUCUGGAGUUGCUCGCCUUCCUUCCUUCCUUCCUUCCUUCCUUCCUUCCUUCCUUCCUUCCUUCCUUCUUUCUUUCUUUCUUUCUCUUUUUCUUUUUUCUCUAAAAAUUUAUUUUUGGACAGGGCCUCACUAUGCAGCCAUGGAUGGCCUGAAACUUCUUUAAGGCUAUGCUGGAACUCAGAUGUGCUGGCUCCAGCUUCCCAGGUGCCAGGAUUAAAGCAUGGGCUACCAUGCCUGGACUGUCCUCCCAACCAUGCUCAUUUAUUUAUUGGUGGGAGCAAGCGCAUGUGCUUGUCAUGGCAUAUAAGUAGAGGUCAGAGGACAGCUUUCAGGAAUCAGUUCUCUCCUUCAUCCACGUGGGUCUGUGAGAUCAAACUUCAGUCAGGCUUGGUAACAGACAUUUUUAACCACUAAGCCAUCUUGCCAGCCCCUGUAGUUACAUUUCUAUUGUAAUCUUUUAUAAUAAACCUAUAUGUUUAAUUGUA